Molecule: messenger RNA, 4163 nt
Organism: Diprion similis
Lineage: Eukaryota; Metazoa; Arthropoda; Insecta; Hymenoptera; Diprionidae
Gene: elg1
Product: ATPase family AAA domain-containing protein 5
Exons: 5
Coding region: 131-3445 (1104 amino acids)
Cellular component (GO): nucleus
Molecular function (GO): ATP hydrolysis activity; ATP binding; DNA clamp unloader activity
Source: RefSeq, a predicted model, not a curated record
UUAUUAUUCCUCCGUGAAACGAUUGUGGCAUGUUGCCUGUGUGUUGUGCUCUUAUAAUAGUACCCAAAUAUUGAUGGCCAACUAGCGAAUAAUUAUCCCGUUUCAAAGCGCCGGCGAAAGCUUGUUAGCGAUGAAAAAUUUGACGCAUUACUUCGUAAGUCCGCCAAAAACGCGGCAAGAAGCUACCGCUCCCCCGGCGACUAAUCAAAAUUCCGCGACACCCUCUAACACUGACGAAGACAAGAACUACGUUGCAUCUGUUGACUGUAUAAAAGAUGAUGGUGAGCUCGAUAGCGGGAAGAAAACACCAGUGAAAAGACGCCUGAGGGUAAAGUUGAAAAUAUCUGUAAACGACUCGAGGACGACGCGGUGUGAUAUAAUCAACAGCAGGGAUGACACCGUCGAAAAAACCCCCAGUCCAUUUGCAGUGCAUAGCUCUAAUCAACGUAACCAAGUCUCAGAAAAUAAGAAUUCUAGCCCGUCAAUUGACGGCAGUACCAGGGACAAGGUGACGUCAAACGCCUUCAAGGUGCUCAUGACGGGCAAGAAGCCGCUGCACCUCAAUACACCGCCUACAUCCUCACCACGCGAUGGUGAAAAUAACAUCAACAGGUCAAAGGAGUACAAGAAGAAACACAAGGACAGCAAGUGCAAACUCAACGUCACGGCUGAUAAAAAAGGCUAUUCCAAACGCAAGCACACUGAGCUUGAUGAGGCCGAAGUCAUCGAGAACAAGUCAAAAAAGCGUGCAAAAUUAUUCAGCCGCAAGGAUGUUGAAAAUGAAGACAAGGAUAGCAAUGUGACAGCGGAAUGGAAAGGUGAAGGAAGAAAGAACACAGCACAAAGUUUUCCUAACGACAUGCGCAAUAGUAAAAGCAGGAAAGAUGUUGAAAAUGAAGAGGACCUAGCAAAGAAAGGUACAAGCGCUGUAACUAAGGACCUUGUGGUCACUCCGAGUCUAUCCUUAUCUACGUCAUCAUCAUCCUCAAUCUCCAAAGAUAAAACACCGAAAACUAAAACCAAAUGGACUAUGAGGGUCCAAUUGCAUCCUCAAUCGGACAAUCAAGAAACGAGAGAUGGUAGCUCCUGCGACGAAGAUUAUAUAUUUACCCCAAAGUCCAAAGUAAAGUUCAGAAAAACUAAAAUACGAACAAAUAGCAAGGAAGGAGAAAUUCAGGAGUUGGGAAAGUCGUUGGAAUCCAAAGAGCAGGAUAAGCCAAAUGAUCCAAAAAACGCCACAAGAUCAAUCUCAAAAUUUGAUUCCGAAUUAUCUGGGAAACGAGAAUUGAAGCACCAAUUCCGCAGGAAAGAUAAAGUGAAGAAAAGUAAUGGAAAUAUUGAUAAAGAUGACAAACAAAGUAUAGGUAAGAAUCCUCUCAUGGACACAAGAGAAAGUAGUAAAAUUAAUGUGAUUGAAAAUUGCGGCGAGCAGUGUAUUGUAGUCGUGGACGAAAUUAUGACUGAAAGUAACGAUUGCUCUAGCAUUGUGAUGAAGAAAAAACUUGCACCUUUAUUUGUGAAAAAAUCCAAACCAAAUCCAGCAACUCUCGAAGCACGGCGGACUUUCUUGCUAUCUGGUAUUCCAGAAAACGUAAGAAAAGUAAUAUCUGAACAAAGAACUUGCUACAAUGACAGUGGAUCAUUGACAAUGCCCUUUCCCAUGGUCAGUCACGUUUCGCAGUUGCCGGUUGAACCAGGUUCAAAGGAAAUCAUCUGUCAGACUUUGCAGAAACGUAAACAAGAACACCCGAUACUCAGUUUUUCACUGGAUUCGAGCCACUUCAAAUCUCUGUCUAAUUGGGAAGAAGCUGUGCCAAAAGUCAUGGAAAAAACUGAGUUAAAUGAGAUCGUGCGUGUUGAAAAAAUCAAUUUUGAAAGCGUGUUAACAGACAUUGAGUCGCGUUGUUCGGAGACAAGAUCGAUGUGGGCGAGUAUAUUAUCGUCUCUAAAUCACGCGCCAAAAAAAUCACCAAAAAAACGUACCACGAAGCUCAGUCUCAAAAGGAAGAGCGACACUCCGCAAGAGGAAGAAAAUUCACAGAACCGAAAUCCAACCUGGACUUGUAAAUAUAAACCAAUAAGUUCUGGCGAGGUUGUUGGCAACGAUGAGGCAGUUACCAAAUUGCGGAACUGGCUUAGCACAUGGCGAUUACCUUCACUCAUUGCCGAUCACAGCAGUGGUGACGAAUUUUACUCAUCAGAUUGCGAUAGCCAUAGUUCUUGCGAAAACAGCCAAGUGGCUGUUCUUCUUGGGCCCCAUGGUAGCGGAAAAACAGCUAGCGUCUAUGCCAUUGCUGAAGAACUUGGAUACAGAGUACUAGAGGUGAAUGCAUCGUCUAGGCGUACAGGUAAAAAAAUCACAACCGAAUUCCAAGAGGCCACCAAAUCGCACCGAGUGAAGAGGGUUCAGGGAUCCUUGUCUGCGCCAAUGAAGAAACAGCCUCUUGAUAAAAAAGUGCCACAGAACUCUCUGAUUCUCAUUGAAGAUGUGGAUCUUAUCUUUGAGGAAGACGAGGGGUUUACCUCUGCGACUUUUCAGCUGGCUGCCAACACUAAAAGACCAAUUGUCAUGACCUGCAAAGAGACAUAUCCACAUCUGAACAAAAUGGCUCCCUAUCAACAAUUCAUUCAUUUUCAAGCAGCCAAAGGAAACAGAGUCUCAGCAUUAUUAGAAUUAAUAUCAUUAGCUGAGUCUGGGUAUCGGCUCCCUCAACCUUGCUUGAAUACCCUUCUACGAAACGGAGAUUUACGACAAUCGUUGCUACAACUUCAGUAUAUCUUGCUAUCUGGACCGCCAAGUACUUCUCAACUCAAUUCAAACACCAUGGCAACUUUGUGGCCAGACAUGCAGCCGCUGAUCUAUAAACCGGCGAUAAAGCUUAGCAAGAAACAUAAAAAAGAAAAAUUAAAUAAGAAGGCAUUUGCUGAGAAAAACGUUAAGCUAGUCAAUACACUGGCCGAAAAGUUGGAUACUAUUUCUUUAAUAUCGUCAUUAACAGAGGCGGAAAAUCCUGCAGCACCGCCGUGGAACCAAAAAUUGAAUCCCAGCCUCUCUCUUGCUGAAGACUUUAAUCCGUAUUCGAAUUCUGCUGAUCUUGGCGAUGAAAUCGCCGAAUGGUUGCACAGAUUUUCAUUCAAAUCUGACCAGUCAUUCAGUCCGACAAAUUGUGACUUCAUAAAUCAAUUGGCUGUAAAAAGAAAGGUGAAAUUGGGAGUGGACUUUGCGUUGGCGCAAGCCAUUCCUUCAACUCUGGAACACAGAUCUACAGCAACAGAUUAUUUACCCGUUAUCAGAACUAUCUGCAGAACUGAACAAAAUCGAGCAAAAGCUAAUACCAAACGGGGAAACCGAUUUCACAAUUACUUACACGGUCUAAACGUGACUGCUGCAUCAAGUAACAUACUCGCUGCAGCUAGCACUGUUUUUCAAGAUAAAUGUAUGUGAAUAAAUCCUAGUUUAACUUAAUCAAACUUAAUCCGGGAAUCAGUUAUGUCAUUUCCGAAUCACAGUGCCUUAAUAACUAGUUAUGUGGAUUCCAGAGAUCCAAUUUUAAAUUGUAUCAUCCGAUCUGAUUGAACCUAAUGAUGAUUUUAAUCAAAAUGCGGGCUGAAUUUAAAUCAGAAUUUAUUGGCCAGUUUAUUUUAUACUGCGGAAGUAACUAUUCACCAUCGUCAAAGCACACAUAUCCUGCAAUCUCAGAUUCCGGCAUAUCUCUUUUCUAUCUAUUAUUUAGUAUAUAAAUUCCUGAUUCCAAAUUUUCAAGCUCUAAUCCUAUGAUCUUCAGCAUUUUCUCAAAAGUUAACCAAAAGAGUUCUUCACUUCCAAUGUUUCCAUCUUCAGAUAAUGAACCUGCUUCUUAUAGUCACUCUUAUCGCCGUCGAUAUAUUUUGUACCAUUAUAACAUUUUUUUGUUAAAAUACUAAUUGAAUCGGAAAGAUGUUCGUGAACUUCAAUGUCAGCUAAAUUACCGGAUUUAUUGUUCAAAAAUUGAUAGUGUCACAGAAUUUAUUGCAGACAUCGAUUUUUCAUCACAAAUAUUUUUACCCGGGGAACUCAGCAAACUACCGACAUUACUCUCAGAUGUGACUACAAAAUAUAACGCAAUAACAAAGUAUACUCAUUGACUGUUAUCAAUCGAGCUAACUUACUUUAAUAUUUUCAU